Epinephelus fuscoguttatus (brown-marbled grouper) is the source of this 7502-nucleotide messenger RNA. RefSeq names its product ADAM metallopeptidase with thrombospondin type 1 motif, 13 (gene adamts13). Gene Ontology annotation, biological process: proteolysis; extracellular matrix organization. Gene Ontology annotation, molecular function: metalloendopeptidase activity. The transcript has 30 exons. The coding region runs from base 3004 to 7116 and encodes 1370 amino acids. Lineage: Eukaryota; Metazoa; Chordata; Actinopteri; Perciformes; Serranidae. The record is from RefSeq and is a predicted model, not a curated record. Gene Ontology annotation, cellular component: extracellular matrix.
AAAGUCAUCAUCUCAGGGCUGGCAAUAUACUGUCAACACAAUAUCUGUCUUAAUUAGCUGUGAAAACACAAGGAGGUAGUAAAGAGUCCAUCAGCAGGAGGAAAUAUUCUUGAGUUUACAGGGAGUGGGUCCUCGUCCAUGGAGUACACCAUGUUGCACCGCUAUGUUUCUACAGCAGCCCGGAACACACCAACCAAACAAUGAUAGGGCCAGUCUUGUGUCGGCUACCAUAGUAAGCAGACCGACCAAGAAGAGCAGCAUCAGAAAAAAAAUUGUUUUAACGUGAAACUGCUUUAUUCAGUCUUUUUACCAGUUUAAAUCACCAGGUCUGUUUGUUUUGCAGAGGAAGAGACUGCUGUGGAUGAUUCUGCUCCCAGUAAAAACCUCCUGAACGUCUGGAUCUGAAGUUGUCAGAGAAAAAAGGUGAGCGUACAUCAGCAGGUGCUGGGCUGUCUGCGACAAGACAAACAGCAUCGGAGAAACACUGAUGUGUAACGUGAAGCUGGUCUUAAUCACAUGGUCUGUUUGUAUUGGAGAAGAAGAGCCUUCAGUGGAUAAUUUGGCCCCUGGCAAAAACAUCUGGAUCAGAAAAGGUUGAGUACACAUUAAGUGUUUGGAUUAGCAGGUGCUGGGCUAGCGGCCUGUUUGUGGUGUGCCAAACAGCGUCGGAGAAAUACUGAUUUGUAACAUGAAACUGCUUUAUUAUUUAUUGUUUUUACCGGUUUAAAUCAUCAAGUCCGUUUAUUUUGGAGAGAAAGAGACCUCUGCAGAUAAUACAGCUCCCAGUAAAAACCUCCUAAACAUCUGGAUCUUAACUUAUCAGAGAGAAAAGGUGAGCCAACAUUAGCAGGUGCUGGGCUAACAGCAUCACAGAUUUGUAAUAUAACACUGCUUUUUUCAGUGUUUUUACUGGUUUUGAUCACAUGGCCUGUUUGGUUUAAAGGAGGAGGAGACCUUUGUAGCUAAUUUGGCUCCCGGAAAAAACCUGACCAAUGAACACUGAAGGAAUUCUAACUGGGAGUUUAUGCUUGGCACAUGGGAGAAGUUUCAGUUAGCUGCAAUCCUCACCACUAGAUGCCACUAAAUCCUACACACUGCUCCUUUCAAGUAGCGUCCUUGAUACUUUCCUUUUAAACAAAUUAGUAAAAUUCUAGCAUAUAGCUUAUGCUCCAUACAUUUUUCAAACAAAAAGAGGCAGGUUAACAUUUAUAGUUUUUGCACACAUGACUCUCUGACAACAGCAUGACAGAUGGAGGGACUGACAAAGGGCAACAGAUGAAUGAGAACCUUUUAUGUACAAGCCGGCGCCACUCUACAUAAAUGCAUGUCAGAAUGAACCGCUGAGAGGUUGAGCUUCACAAUACAAAAUGCAGUAAGCCAAAUGUCCAUCCAAAAGGUUGUCCCAAGGAAAGAAACCAUUUGGAAGGUUUGGAAGACAUUAUCAAUUUUUUAAAUAAAAUAUAGUUGCAAGAGAAUGACGACAAAAAUGUGGCUGCAACUAUCUAACAGAACACUUCGCUGCAUGAGCAACUUCCUCCUUCUUCAUCAACUGCAACCAAACAACAUAACAUUUCCCUGAGGCGUCAUCUGUUGUGCCCACUUGAGUAUCCCAUAUGGCUCGACAUAUAUAAUUUAGGAUCAUAAAUAUACAAUCCCUACCCUCCACUGAACAGACAUGGGCAUGAGGAUCCAACAACACUUAUUGUAGUCUGUUGUGCUCGGUAAAUCCAGCAGGGCAUAGAGGUUUUAGUGGAGCAGCGAUGCUGGUGUAAUGCCUUUGACACCCAGCUGUUAAUUCAGACUGACAACAGGCAGAUAUCUGGCAGACUAAUGGCAGAUGGGGCUUGAAUCCUAGCUUUAUGGAGAUAAACUAUACCCCCUUAGGAAGGAAAGGGGAAUGGAGAGGAGAACAAAGAGAGGACAAACACUUUUUAGUAACAUGGUGAAACAACACUGGAGAGUUUAUCUAAAAAGGUGGAAUAUUCUGGCUUUUUCUGGACAUUUGUGUCAUUAUCACAGCAGGAGGAAAAUGUUGCCCAUUGAGCUCGCUGUGUUAGAGGUAGGAUGCAAUCUUUAGGGCCCAGUUUUACUGUAUUUAUAUCAUCAAAAGCAAAGAAUGAAGAAAAGCAUAAUCACAUAUUUUAAAUUACCUCCUUGCCAACUUAUUAUUAAAAGUAAAAGAACAACUAUUAGUUGAAUCUAGAGAGAAAAAUCCCUCAUCUGGCCUAGUUUAAGUAGUACAGGAAAAUAAUUAUAGUCAUGACCCAGAGGAUAAAGCUUGUCAGAUUUAGCUGUACUGUUGUUGUUUUAUUGUUUCCACUGUGAAUCUCCUGCCUUCCAAAUAAGCAAUUUAGCAUUAGAUAAGGUUUUAUGUCUGCUAUGGACAUAAGGGAUGUUAUGUUGUUACACUCUUGUGGGCCAGUGUGUGUGUGUGUGUGUGUGUGUGUGUGUGUGUGUGUGCUUCUUCCUCCCAGUUUCCUUCAGCCCUACCGCAGGAUCAUGUCUGCCCUCCAAUGGCUACAACAGGCAACAACAUGCAACAUUACUUAUGAUAAUUGGGAUUAAUUCAGCAGCGAUUGCAGCUGUGAAAGGCCUAAAUAUAAAUAUGGGUUGGAACCAAAGGUGGAUUUUGGUUACUAAAUAAAGCAUGCAGCUGCCAUCUCUGAUUCUCUUUCAUCAUCAAAAUGUUUCAAACACAAGAAGUCAGAAGGGACUGUGAUAGUUUUCUUUGCUCGGUGACUAAAGGCAAGAAAUGAGACAAAGUAGUCAUUGUACAAAAAAAAAAAAAACAACCACGAAAAGCUGUCCUAUUGGUCCCAAAGUUAGAAAAAAAAAAAAAAAAAUAGCAAAUGACGUGUGUCACUCAUCAACUUUGUCCCUACUGUUUACAUAAACACGUUACUCAUACCCUGUUGGCUGGGCUCUGUCCUGCUGAAGAGGAGGAUCACAUAUUGUCCUGGUGUUUAAGCAGAGCAGGUAGACGCACAGGAAGAGAGGGGAAACAUGUUUUUUACGACUCUGCUCUGUCUGCUGUUACUGCGGCCUGGCUUCGCUGCUCUAAUGAGUUCUCCAUUGGACGGGCUUUUUCAUCACUCCCCCAGUCAAAGAGACAUAGUUUCCGCUCCUGGCUCUUCUGAUGCCUCAGUGAGUGAGCGGCAGCGACGCUCAGCUCUGAUGCCUGAUAUCACACAUCUGGAACUGCUGGUGGUGGUCGGGCCUGAUGUGCAGCAGGUCCACAAACAGGAUACAGAACGAUACAUCCUCACCAACCUCAAUAUUGCCUCAGAGCUGUUGAGAGACAUGGCCCUGGGAGCCAACACAAGGGUGCACCUGGUCCGCAUGAUCAUCCUGACAGAGCCAGAGCCAGAAAUCCAAAUGUCUCCCAACAUUACCUCCUCUCUCAGAAGUGUGUGUGACUGGGGCAGAAGGAUAAACCCCCCAAACGAUACAGACCCACUCCACGCUGAUCUCCUCUUAUACAUAACAAGAUACGACCUGGAGUUGCCUGAUGGGAACAAGCAGGUCAGGGGCGUAGCACAGCUGGGUGGGGCUUGCUCCAGUGACUGGAGCUGUGUGAUCACAGAGGACACGGGCUUUGACCUGGGGAUCACUAUCACUCAUGAGAUUGGCCACAGUUUUGGAAUCAACCAUGACGGAGUAGGGAACACCUGCAGCAGGAGUGGGUUCAUGAUGGCCUCUGACGGAGGCUACAACAGUGUGGAUCUGACCUGGUCUCCCUGCAGCAGACAGCAGCUGCUCACAUUCUUCAGUGAAGGAAAAGCUGAAUGUGUGAAGGACCUGCCUGCACUGGGAGGCUCCCUCCAAGACUGGAAGCCUGGUCUGUACUAUGGAGUUGAUGACCAGUGCCGUAUAGCUUUUGGUAGCACUGCAAGAGCCUGCUCUUUCACCAAUCCUGACCUGCCAGCUUGUCGUGUCCUGUCCUGUCACAUUAACCCUGAUGAUGACAGCUCCUGCAAACGUCUCCUGGUCCCACUGUUGGAUGGGACAGAGUGUGCACCUAAUCAGUGGUGUCUGAAGGGGCGUUGUGUGUCAUCAGAUGAGCUCAGCUCGUCUGUGGUGGUGCACGGCUCCUGGUCCAGCUGGUCUGAGUUCUCGCCCUGCUCACGGAAAUGUGGUGGGGGAAUCACUCACCGCACGCGGAAAUGCAAUAACCCAAGGCCUGCUUUUGGAGGGAAUGACUGUGAGGGACCGGAUAUUGAAGCUGAACUUUGUCACCAGCAGCCAUGUGAGAGCACCCAGCUGGAUUUCAUGGCAGAGCAGUGUUCCCAAACAGACCUCCACCCCCUUUACCUGCAACCACACACUGCUUCCUUCUACACCUGGAUCCCUGCUAUAGGCUUCGCACAAGGGGACGAGCAGUGCAGAUAUAUGUGCCAGUCGAGAGGAGAGAACUUCAUAGUGAGCCGUGGCUCUCAGUUUGUGGACGGGACUCGCUGUGAGCCAGACAGCCCGCCUCCCUUUGGCUCCACAGCUGCUUGUCUCAGAGGGAAAUGCCAGCUGUUUGGCUGUGAUGGUGUGCUGCACUCUGGGAAAGUGAUGGAUGUAUGUGGGGUGUGUAGUGGAGACGGAUCAUCCUGCAGUUUGAUCUCUGACUCCUACAAUGGUGGUCGGGCCAGAGAGUACACCACCUUCCUCACUCUGCCAGUGAAUGCCACACAGAUUCAUAUUGUCAACACGGCACCUCUGUUCACUCAUAUGGCUGUAAUGUUUGGGGGUAGAUACAUUGUGUCCGGGAUGGGAAGCAUGGCACUGAAUAUGACCCAUCCCUCCCUGCUGGAUGAUUAUCGCUUAGACUACCGUCUCCACCUGACCCCUGACCUUUUGCCUGAGAUGGAGGAGCUGCUGCUGCCAGGGCCGCUGUCAGAAGAGAUAAACAUACAGGUCUAUCGCAAAUAUGGAAAAGAAUACGGAGAGAAAACAAAUCCAAACAUUAGCUACCAGUUCUACAUACCAACCAGAAACAGUGACUUGACGGGCAUUACACCAAAAGGGAAAUGGGCUUUCUUCACAACACCCUGCUCUGUCUCCUGUGGAUCAGGUGUACAGAGGCACGUAUCUAUCUGUAUAGAUGAGGAUACCAACAACCAUUUGGAGGAACACAACUGUGAAACACCUCCUCCACCUGUACCGCUCCACACAAGCUGUCAGCUCUCACCCUGUCCCCCCAGGUGGGAUACAGGGGUGUUUGGGCCCUGCAGUGCCUCCUGUGGUGGAGGAGAGAGAGUGCGUCCUGUAAGAUGUGUUCAGAAAGAUGGAGCCGAUGUGGUUAAGGUUCCUGAUUCUGAAUGCUCAGCUGACACAGCUCCGAAUACUGUUGAAAAAUGUAACCUGCAACACUGCCCUGCCAGAUGGCAUGUGUCAGAGCCAGGGGAGUGCUCAGCAGUGUGUGGGCCAGGGGAGGCAAAACAAGUUGUGUCAUGCAUCCGGCCAGAGAAUGGUCAGGAUGUUGAAGUGGAUCAGAGCUUUUGUUCGUUGCAGAUCAGACCACCUGAUUCUGUGCCCUGUGUGACCGAUGUUUGUCCCAUUGGUUGGGAAUCUAAGGGAGAGGAACAGGCCCUGCUGAAGUCUGGGGUGUCGCCACGCUCCAGACAGGCUCCUGUGUAUGUCUGGAGUCCUGUUAUCAGCCAGUGCUCAAAAACCUGUGGCAAUGGAACCCUGCAGGUGUGGUUCUCCUGCAUGGACCACCAGACCAGACUGAGGAUGACUGACGUCCACUGUGAUGCUUCUACCAAACCUCUUCCUCAGUCUGAGAGCUGCAACACAUCUCCCUGCCCCCCCGUGUGGCGCUCUAAGCAAGGAGUCUGCAGUGUAACUUGUGGAGGAGGGGUGGCCAACAGGGUGCUGUACUGUGCCAGAGAAACAGAAGGGGAGGAGGAGGUGGUGGAGGAUUCAGAGUGCAGUGACUUUCCCAAACCCACAGCAGUGGUUUCAUGUAACGACCACAGCUGCCCGGCAAGGUGGAAAGUAUUCAGCACAUCGCCCUGCUCAGCAUCCUGUGAUUUGGGUGUAGCUCAGAGGACCGUAUCUUGUGUCCAGUUUGUCCAAGGCAAGGAGAGCGUGGUGCCGGAGGAGAGCUGCCGGGAAGCUGUCAAACCUGCCACCACAGUGCCCUGCCUGGUGCAGUUGUGCACCUUUAGGUGGGAGGUGAAACCAUGGAGCCAGUGUUCAGUGCCCUGCGGCUACGGGAUCCAGUCUAGAGCUGUGUCCUGCAUGGGCCCCUCUAAGCCGGACCCCCUCAGCCCUCUGUUUUGUAUGCACAUGCCUAAACCCAUCACCAUCCAGGGUUGCUACACAGGCAGCUGCGGAGAUGUGCCACCCACCUCAGACGCUACUACUGCAGUGAUGCCACAGCACCCACUGGACCAUCCUUCUUUAAGUCCAACAGAGGCAGUCACCGUCCCACAGGCCACUCCAACGACCACCCCAACCCCUAAACCCAGUGCAUGUGGGCAGCUACUCUUGGAGGAGUCUGGCGUGGUGGACUUAAAAGACGUGACUGGUCGUUGCAUGGUAUCCAUAGGUCGACCCCUGGAUGAGGUCAUUAAUAUUAAAGUGGAAGCUGGCUCCUUGAACUGCAGAAAGAAGGAAUAUGUUGCAUUUUUCGAUCGACUGGCAUUUGUGAGGAAGUGCGAGCAGGUAGCAGGCAGUGAACUGACCACCAGAACCAACGUCUUGCUGGUGCGUCAAAACCUGCUCACCCCAGGGGCCGGGGUUGUGUUUACCUUCAGUUCACAGAAAAACACGAAGAAGAGCCACCAUCAGGAUUGUGACAUCCAGCUGUUUUCCCCAACUGGUGUCUUUGAGAAUCCAACAACAUCCAACACCAACCACACCUGUCGAGUCCUUAUCAACGCCCCUCCCUCAGUCAAGAUCAGAAUCCAAGCGCUGCACAUAGGAUUAGUAUUCAACUCCACCAACUCCCAGUCUACAUACAUCAUGAUCCGGGACAUGGAUGUCUUAAAGACCAAUGUGUUUAAAGGCCAGCAGCUGUUUCAGUGGCACUCCUCUGGAAAUAUGGCUGAGAUUGAAUUUCAUGGACGCUACCUGCAUGCCAAAGGGAGCUUCCGAGCUGAAUAUGCCUUUAUGCGUCUUUGAUACCAAAUAUUCUGUAUUUUCAGAAACUAACUAGUUUCACUAUAUUGAAAUGUAUGUUUUACAUUUCUUUAGUUUAGGUCAAGUGUGUAGGAUUCCACAGAGUCUGCCAUGUUGUUUCUACAGUGGCCCAGAGCGGACAGACCAAACACUGGCUCUAGAUAGGGCCAUUUCGUUUGUGUUUUCACAUCAGCCACUGUAGUUCUCCCACACACUUGGCACGUAAGUUUCAGUUAGUUGCAAUCUGCAACCUCACCACUAGAUGCCACUAAAUCCUACACACUAGACAUGAAAUACUUAUGUUUUUGUAACAGCCAUAAACUUCUAGCCAUUAACCUCUAUUAAGCUAAAUACUUUCUUCUGGUUUUCAUUCCUAUACGUUGAUCAUU